This is a messenger RNA of Salpingoeca rosetta, 2442 nucleotides long. RefSeq lists its product as uncharacterized. The coding region runs from base 1 to 2442 and encodes 813 amino acids. The record is from RefSeq and is a predicted model, not a curated record. Gene Ontology annotation, molecular function: glycosyltransferase activity. Lineage: Eukaryota; Choanoflagellata; Craspedida; Salpingoecidae. The transcript is spliced from 11 exons.
AUGGGGACGCGAGAGAAGAGCGCACCAGCUGAAACGCCGACGUGGCAACAGGAAAACGGGGAUGUUGAAGACAGCGAGGCAGACACCGCAGCUGCGAUGCUGACCUCAAACUCGGAAGGUGGCGUGCUUGCAGGCAUGAUUCGCGACUUGUACGCGGAGAUUGAAAGCGCCUGUCCUGAGGGCUGUUGGGAAACCAUGAGGGAGUCGUGCCUUGCUUGCUUGCAGCAGUCGCUUGAGCUGGAGCUGGAGCUUGCAACGGAGCGCCGCAAGACGUGGGACUCGCGCAAGGAAGUGGACGCAUUGGCUGAUCACUUGGAAGCCACGGUGAAGCGUGCACUGCUUCAUAAACAACGGGUACAGUAUUUGGAGGAUCACACUUCGAGUCUGAAGAAGCGCAUUGCAACGCUGCAGACUCAGCUUGAUGCCGCGUCCCUUCAAAAACGGAAAGCUACACAGCAACAACAGCAGCUGACGACGCAGUCGCGGUUGCGAAGAACAGACUUGAGUGGCGGGUUUGCUGGGACUGGCACUCGAUCAACAGCCAUGACGUCUGCAUCCACCAUGUCACGGUCACGCACCUCGGGCUCACCACGCUCGUCCAAGACCACAGAUCCCAUCCAAGCCCGCGUGGACGUCAAGGAGCUGGCCCGCUUACGAGAGAUCAACGCCAAACUGGAGAAGCAGCUUACGCAACGGGACCAACAGCUUGCCGUGGUGCAGGUGCAGAUGGAGUCAUUACGGGACCAGGUUGAGGAAAAGGCGCGAUUGCGACAGCGUGUCAGGGAGUUGGAGAGUCAGCUUCAGGCCAUGUCACACUCACAGCUAGCCAUGCGAAGGCAGCAGAAGAGACAGCAUCGGGAGCAGGACUUUCAAGGAGAACGAGAAAGGAACCAGCACGAACCAGAGAUGAGCGCUUGUGAGCGGCUGCGGGUGUUGGUGGUGACGGCCGAGUUUGUUGAUCCCAUCUUCAGCGGGAAUGGGGUGCUGAGUCGGUCGUUGUGCGAAGGGCUGCACUCCAUUGGUCACAGUGUGUUCGUGCUGUGCGCCCGUCCAAAGGACGCUGACCCACCCACCACUUUUCCCUGUCAUGGAGCAACACACGUGGUGACCAUCCCCGUGACAACGUGGCGGCGGUUGGACCGGUAUGGCCACUGGGAAGAGAUGGCGCAUGGAGUCACACCGCAUGUGAUUGAACGCAUCAAGGCCUUCAGCCCCACCACCUGCCUGUUUGUGGAUUGGACGACACUGGCAACCGUGCGGCAGCUGCCGUUUCACAAUUGGACAUUCUUGUGCUUUCGCACGUUCGCAGCAAGCACAGAACUCCACGAACACCCGGAUGACGAGGCCUUUUACAUCAAACAUGAGCGGGCGAGUCUUGAGCUGGCACCAAAGACCAUAUGCCUGUCCUGCGCAGACAAACUCGCUUUGCAGCGGCUGCGUCACACAAGAACCUCGUCAGCGACACAGGAGCCAUCAGUGUCCCAGCACCCAGGCCGCCACAUCCACGUGCUGUACCCACCGCUUCGCCACGAGUUUGCACACUUGCCUGAGCCAGCUACGACUGUCACAAGCAGCAUUGUAGACAGCCGGUGUACGGAUCAAAUGGCGACAACAACACCAGCGAGCACCAGCACCAGCACCAGCACAAGUGCACCUGCCACCAGCACCAUCAAAACUACCACCACCAACAACGGGGAGUCCCGGCAACCUCAGUCGGCACCACACGUGCGCCGGCUGCUGUGUUGCGUGCGGCUGUCCCCAGAGAAGGGGGCAAUGCGGUUUGCUGAGAUGGUGGCACAUUUGCGCGAGGACCUGCGCCGGCACAACAUCGUUCCCACGCUCUGUGGUGCCGUCGCUGAUGCCGAUUACGCAACCGCCGUGCGACAGGCGCUUCGGUCCACCAGUCCAAACUGCCAAGUCAUCAACAGGUUCCUGGACGCCCGUGCACUCCAACAACUCUUCCGCGAGACUGUGAUCAACGUGCACCCGUCCCUGCAUGACGCCUUUGGCAUGACAAUCGUGGAGGCGGCGGCUUGCGGUGCAGUGUCGCUCGUGUCGGAUGAUGGCACCGUUGGCGCUGUGGAUCUGUUUCGUACCACCGCCGCAGCCCUCACCAGCCAACGCCACACACACCACGCCGAGGCAUCCGCAACCACAACAACAAACAGACCUGACACAGACACGGCCCUGGUGGGCGUUGUCGAGACAUCAACGCUUGCAUGUGCACCCUCUUCCUCGAUGCCGUCGAUACCUGGUUCGCUCCCGCUGCUGUUAUGCGACGUCACCAACCCACAAGCGUGCGCUGCCCGCAUCCGUGCAUUUCUCGCGCUGCCCGAUGCAGAGAAGCACGAACGACAGCGGCAGUGCCAUGCCAUUGCCAACUCAUGGACGCGCACUCAAUACGCACGUGCGCUGGCAAACAUCGCUGCGAGUGCUGCAUGA